Messenger RNA from Gadus chalcogrammus (walleye pollock), 1631 nucleotides. RefSeq lists its product as uncharacterized. Gene Ontology annotation, cellular component: cytoplasm. Gene Ontology annotation, molecular function: Rab GDP-dissociation inhibitor activity. NCBI's taxonomy places the organism in Eukaryota, Metazoa, Chordata, Actinopteri, Gadiformes, Gadidae. The transcript has 11 exons. The coding region runs from base 1 to 1335 and encodes 444 amino acids. Gene Ontology annotation, biological process: small GTPase-mediated signal transduction; vesicle-mediated transport; protein transport. The record is from RefSeq and is a predicted model, not a curated record.
AUGCAGGAGUAUGACAUCAUUGUUCUUGGAACAGGCCUUAAGGAAUGUAUCCUCUCGUCUAUAUUGUCAAUGCAUGGUAAAAGAGUUCUUCACAUUGAUAAGAAUCCAUACUUUGGUGGAGAGAUCGCUUCCAUUACCCCCCUGGAACAGCUGUACAAGAGGUUCAAGUGUCCAAAUCCCCCAUCUCCAUCCAUGGGACGGGGGAAAGACUGGAAUGUCGACCUCAUCCCUAAAUUCUUCCUUGUGAAUGGUCCAAUGAUCCAACUACUGGUACACACCGAUGUCAUGCGGUACUUGGACUUCAAAGUGAUCGAAGGAAGUUAUGUUUACAGAGCAGGCAGAGUCCACACAGUGCCGGCCACCGAAGAAGACGCCCUUCAUUCAGAUCUGUUGGGCAUGUUUGACAAGCGGAGAUUCCGGAAGCUUCUCCACUUCAUCCUGAACUUUGAAGUUGGCGAUUAUCGGACGCACCAGGACAUCAACCCCAAGGAAACCACCACGCGAGACCUCUUCAAGCACUUUGACCUGGGGCCGGAGGUCAUGGAGUUCGCCGUCCACGCCAUGGCGUUGCAGCACAGUGAGGAUUCCUUAGACCAGCCCUGCACGGAGAGCAUCAAGCGGAUAAGGGUGUACCUGGAGUCCAUGGCCCGAGUUAAAAGCAGCCCCUACCUGUACCCGGUCAACGGGCUGGGGGAACUACCCCAGGGCUUCGCAAGACUGAGUGCUGAACAUGGAGGGACCUACAUGGUGAACAGGCUGGUGGACGAAAUCGUCAUCGAAGACGGAAAAGUUGCAGGGGUGAAAUCUCAAGGAGACCUGUUCCGCUGUCAGCAGUUGAUCUGCGGGGCCAGCUACGUGCCCCACAGCGUGAAGAGGGUGGGCCGAGUCAUACGAGUCAUCUGCAUACUGAACCACCCAAUCAAACACACCCAGGAGGCCAGCUCGUGUCACAUCAUCAUCCCUCAAGCACAGCUCCACAGGAAGUCGGAUGUCUCCAUAUCGAUGGUAUCUUGCACCCACAAUGUGGCUUCAGAGGGGAUGUACAUCGCCACGGUGAUUACAACCAUAGAAACCAGCAACCCAGAGAGGGAGGUCCAACCUGCACUGGAACUUCUGCAGCCCAUCCUGCAAAAGUUUGUUUCCAUUAAAAACCUUGUGGUUCCCUCAGAGGACGGAGCAAAGAGCCAGAUAUUUGUAACCCGCUCGUAUGAUGCAACAACAGAUUUUGAGACGGAGUUCGAAGACAUCAAAGAUAUGUAUCACAGAAUCACAGGCACAGAGUUCUGCUUUGCUGAAGCACGCAGAGAAACGCCUGAAGACUCAGAAGAAAACUGAUCACUUUUUUUCUAUUAAAUAUUUUAAGUUUUGUGUUAGAUAGAGGAUUUGUGGAAGGUUUUGAAUAGUCUUUUUUAAUACAGCUGAUAUGUGCCAGGUUUUGAGGAGUGUGAUUUGUAAUACAGCUGAUAAGUGCAGGUUUUGAAGAGUGUGUUUUGUAAUACAGAUGAUAAGUGCAGGGUGUUGAGUCUGUUUUGUAGUGGAGCAUAGAGAUGGCAGCCACAGCAAAGUAUUUGCCUGGGGCAACAUUGUUUUUUAUAAAUGUGCACCUCUGGAUUUGAGUGAAUAAAAACAUA